Molecule: messenger RNA, 672 nt
Organism: Penicillium griseofulvum
Lineage: Eukaryota; Fungi; Ascomycota; Eurotiomycetes; Eurotiales; Aspergillaceae
Product: MARVEL domain-containing protein
Exons: 1
Coding region: 1-672 (223 amino acids)
Source: RefSeq, a predicted model, not a curated record
AUGGUCAAAUCCACACCUCGACCGAUUGAUCAUUACUGGCACAAACGCGGAAUCUGUGGAGUUAUCAGCCGUGCUACACUUCGCGCCCUUCAGUUUAUCUUCGCUGUCACGGUCGCUGGUCUCUAUGGUGUCGAUUUAGCACACGCUACGAAGACCAAAACCCAUGCCCACACGGAAUGGAUAUAUGCCGAAUUUGUUGCUGCACUCUCAGCUCUGACUUGCAUUGUGCAUUGCUUCGUCACUGUGACUCAAGUCGCAUGGUCAGCUUGGGAUGGAGUUUUGUUCAUCCUUUGGGUUGCUCAGGUGGGCGUUUUUAGGACAGUCUAUGGUUCCUCAGUCGACAUAGAACAUAGUAUUGCGACUCUUUCAAUCCCUCGUAUGCGCGCUGCGGUGUGGAUUGACCUUGUCAAUAUGCUUCUUUGGUGUGGGACAACAGUGCUCGGCAUUGGGUGGUGUAUCCGCACUCGCAAGGUCAAUCGAAGACUUGACCGGGCGGAUAGCGUGAAGGGAAAAGGCGACGAGGAGGUCGGUCUAUGGAUUGAAGAGGAGAAGAAUGUAAAAGAGUUGGUUGGCAACGCCGAUGACGACAAAUGUCUGCAGGGGAACACCGAAUCUUUACCUGUGUCAGUGGACAAGAAACCUACCGGGCAAGAUAAAGAAGACCUCACAUAA